Molecule: messenger RNA, 1554 nt
Organism: Kalmanozyma brasiliensis GHG001
Lineage: Eukaryota; Fungi; Basidiomycota; Ustilaginomycetes; Ustilaginales
Product: Major facilitator superfamily
Exons: 2
Coding region: 1-1554 (517 amino acids)
Biological process (GO): plasma membrane lactate transport
Cellular component (GO): plasma membrane
Molecular function (GO): secondary active monocarboxylate transmembrane transporter activity
Source: RefSeq, a predicted model, not a curated record
AUGCUCGACCCUACGCACGGUCUCUUCAAGCUUCCCUCCAAGGAGGAGCGACGCAUUGCCCGCAAUGGCGCCCCGCUCAACCCCAUCAAGCUCGCCAUGAUGCUCACGCCGCUCCAGGGUGCCAUGUUCUUCUCGGGCUGGCUCGCCUGGACCGUCGAUGCCUGGGACUUCUUCGCCGUCUCACUCUCCGUCACCGCCCUCUCGACCCAGUUCGACAGACCUACCCACGACAUCACGACGGCUAUCACUCUCACCCUGCUCUUCCGUUCCGUCGGAGCCGCCAUCUUCGGCAUCAUCUCGGACCGAUACGGCCGAAAAUACCCCCUCGUCGUCAACUUGAUCAUCAUCGCCGCCCUUUCGCUCGGCUCUGGCUUCAUCCAGACCUACACUCAGUUCCUGGCUGUCCGCUCCCUCUUCGGCAUUGGCAUGGGCGGCAUUUGGGGAAUGGCGACGGCGACAGCGCUAGAAAACAUGCCUGCCGCCCCCCGAGGUCUUUUCUCGGGUGUCCUGCAACAGGGCUAUGCGGUCGGAUAUCUUCUUGCCGCUUCGGUCAACCUCACUUGGGUGCAGCAGACGCACAACUGGCGCAUCCUCUUCUUCCUCGGUGCUGGCCUUUCCGCCCUGGCCGCGCUCGUCCGCCUUCUGCUUCCCGAGUCCGAGCUCUUCCUCCGCCAGAAGGCCCAGCGCGAUGCCUCGGGCGCCAUUGGCCAGAGCAAGGCCAAGGUCUUCGUGACCGAGCUCAAGGAGAUGCUCCGCACUCACUGGCUGCGCUGCAUUUACGGCAUUCUGCUCAUGACCGGCUUCAACUUCCUUUCGCACUCGAGCCAGGACCUGUACCCGACCAUCCUUCAGAAGUCCAAGCUUCUCUCGGCCCAUCAGGCGUCGCUUGCGACCAUUAUCUCCAACUGCGGUGCUAUUACGGGCGGCUUCUUUGCCGGCUACCUUUCGCAGUACCUGGGCCGCCGUUUGACCAUCAUUAUGUUCGUCAUCAUCACCGGAGCCCUCAUCCCGGCCUGGAUCUUGCCCAACAGCUUCUCAGCGCUCGCCGUUGGCGCCUUCUGGCUCCAGUUCGGAGUUCAGGGAGCCUGGGGAGUGGUGCCGAUCUAUCUUUCCGAGAUCGCUCCUCCGGCCUUCAGGGCGACGUACGCCGGUUUGGCGUACCAGCUGGGCAAUGCUGCCUCGUCCGCGUCCUCUCAGAUUGAGGCCGUUGGCGGCGACAACCUGAAGGAGCGCAACCCCAAGUGGCGUCCUGGAUCGCCUGCGACGGUCGAGGAGUUCAUCCCUGCCUAUGCCAAGGUCUCGGCCAUCCUCCUCGGUACCGUCUGCGCGUACCUCAUCAUCGUCGUAACUUUCGGCUGGGAAUUCCGCGGCGCCGAGUUCGAGAAAGCUCUUCCUGCCACCAUUCCCGGUGCUGGCGAGCAGGAUGGUGCUCAGCUCGACAAGCAGACCCGCCAGGGCGACUCCAGGGACGUGUAUGACGAGGACAGCAUCGAGCACGUCGGCGACCGCGGCUAUGUCAACGACCGUGACUCGGAGAACGAGAAGAAGCUCUGA